Molecule: messenger RNA, 899 nt
Organism: Tripterygium wilfordii
Lineage: Eukaryota; Viridiplantae; Streptophyta; Magnoliopsida; Celastrales; Celastraceae
Product: universal stress protein PHOS32
Exons: 4
Coding region: 147-638 (163 amino acids)
Source: RefSeq, a predicted model, not a curated record
ACGCAAGUAAAUCCCUCAGGCAUAUGGUCUGUGUUUCUCUCUUCUGCCUCUGAAGUUCCGGAUCAUCUUCUUCUUCAAUCAAAGACCACAGACAGUUCAACAAACACAUAUCGCGAUCACGCAGAGGGAAAAGGAGAGCCAGAGUCAUGGACGGAGAGAGAAGAGUUGGUGUGGCGGUGGAUUUCUCGCCAUGUAGCAAGAAAGCACUGAAAUGGGCAGUGGACAACCUCGUCCGGGACGGGGAUCACCUUAUCCUCGUAACCAUACGUCCCGAGGGGUACUACGAGGAGGGAGAGAUGCAGCUCUGGGAGGUCACCGGUUCCCCUUUGAUCCCACUUAGUGAGUUAUCGGAUCUAUCAAUGAUGAAGAAAUAUGGGGUGAAGCCGGAUGCUGAGACACUGGAUAUACUUAAUACUGCUGCAUCGCAGAAAGAUAUUGUGGUAGUCAUGAAGAUAUACUGGGGAGAUGCCCGUGAAAAGAUAUGCGAGGCAAUUGACAAAAUCCCUCUUAGCUGCAUUGUUAUUGGAAACAGAGGGCUCGGGAAGAUCAAGAGGGCCAUAAUGGGAAGUGUAAGCAACUAUGUGGUAAAUACUGCUUCCUGUCCCGUUACGGUGGUGAAGAAUGUGGACCAUGAGUAAGUGCAACAAUGUUCUCAACGAGCCGGCUUUGUUCACCACACUCCUAAUUUGCUUGUGAUCUAGAACUGAAAUUGUGGCAAAUAAAUGUGUUUUCUUUUGGGUUGUGUUGAAACUGGAUGCGUUGUAUUUUAAUGGUAACCGGUCUAUGUUAAUAUGCAGUUACUAUGUGAGGUGGACUGCUAUGAAAGGAUGGUUCUGUUCUGUAUCUGUAUGGAUUCUGUAAUAAUGAAAUAAAUUAGGUCUUGAAAUGUUUGUUUAGAA